UACAAGUAGAGAAGGGUUCAAAUCGACGAGAAUUUCCAGUCUAUGGUAAGUCAGGUGACCGCGCCUUUUCAGUCGGCCAUGGACGAAGCCCCUAUUUGUGCACCCACUUGCAGCGCCUUUGUCGAUGAAACCACCGACAAUGACCGUGAAGAAAUUACGGCGCCUGACUCAUCUCCGGGGAACUCAACCCGGACGCUUUACGACCCUCCGCCGUGCUCAAAUCGAUAUAGGAAGAAGAAGAAGAAGAAGAAAAAGGUUAUUAUUGAUAACGCCCAAGAACUGAUUUACUCGUCCUCUUCUUGUUCUUCUCCCGCAAGAUUGAUACACAGAGGUGUCAAUUGCAAACGCCGACGCCCCAAGGUUCUACUUGUCCAACCGCGGCGUGUCGAUUGUGAUUUUGAAAGCGUGGCGCUUUUAUUGGGGAUGUCAUUCGCAGCUUUUGUUUCUCAGGUUCUUGAGAGGCAGGACAUGUCUAGUGAAAGGAUGUCUGUUGAUCAUCUCUCAAUGAUUUGCACUUCAGCUAUAAGAGAAUCUUUGGUCAAUGUUUUUGGGGACAAGCUCGAUUGGUUUUUGAAGAAAUUUGAGAAGUCGUUUGGCAGCACGUUAAGAACUCUUAGAUCAAUUAGUGAAUCAUCUGCUAGAACUGGUGUGAAUUUCUCCAGCAAGCGCAAAGAAGAAAACAUCACCGUGGAUCUGACCCCUGAUAGGAAACGGGAUGGGACAAGUAGCUCUAGUCUGGAAGAGUCUUCUAGGACAGAUGCCCCUGUUGAUCAACUAAGUUUAAUUGAAGAGGUAAAUGAAAGCGUUUCUGAUUCAUUGGGUCGGGAGUUAGCUUUGUGUAGACUGACAGACGAUGUGCCUUCUAUUGCCCCACGGCCAGUUGGUUGCCAUAGCAAUGAGGUAUCCGUUGGCACUUUCGAAAGAUCUGUUGUCGAACAGGCACGUUCCAACGAUCUUAGAACAUUGGAGUUUGGCCUUGCAUUGAGGAAAUUAAAGUUGAAAGAGACACAAAUCGCACUCAAUUGUGAAUUAAACAAUCUUGAGAGGUCGAAAUUGGCAAUGGGCAUAUCAAAAGCCUCUUUUAAGGCAGAGAAGUUCAAGAAUCAGUUAGAAGACACGAGACAAUCGGAACUGCUUAAGAACUGCAGAGACUGUCUCGUUGCUGGUUUUCUUAUAAUGUUGGUUGCCCUCUCUUAUGGAGCAUAUGUUUAUUCAUAUCAAAGAAUCUCUGAAGCUACUUCAAUCUGUACACCAACUCAGGACUCAAAAUCUUGGUGGAUGCCAAAUCCCAUGGCAUCUUUGAACUCCGGAUGGCAUAUGUUAAGGUGUCAAGUUCAAGUUGUGAGCCGGUUGGCGUUCGGUGGGAUCAUGAUUCUUGCAAUAGCUUACUUGCUAAUCCAACGCUCAGCUACUUCAAAUCAGGCAAUGCCAGUUACUUUCAUCGUCUUGUUGCUUGGAGUAGCCUGCGGUUUAGCUGGGAAGUUCUGCAUAGACACACUGGGAGGAAGCGGAUUGCAUUGGCUCAUGUUUUGGGAGAUCAUGUGCUCAAUGCACUUAUGUGCAAAUCUUUUUACAUCAGCACUGUUUCUGAUCUUACAGGGGCCGGUCGAAGUUUCUCAAGGGAAAAAUCGUCACUCAAUCUUGCCAUAUUGGAUUCGCCGUGCUGUAUUCUACGCCCUUCUUCUUGUAUUUCUGCCAUUGUUGUGUGGACUGAUACCAUUUGCAGGUGUAGGUGCAUGGAAAGAUCAUUUUUUUCUCCUGGUUACUGAACUGAUUGCAGCAGACGGCUACUGAAGGAAGGAUAUGGCUGCUUUGGGUUCGAGCUGAGUUGCAUUUUAUCUUGUAGUAGAAUCCUAUUUAUUGGAUUAUUUAUCUUGUAUUAGUUAUUAUCUAACGGUUGGGCCGUUGGCUUAAGCCCAUAGCGCCCAAUGGGCUCAGCCACGUGUUAGAGAAAGCCCAUAUUCC
This is a messenger RNA of Cucurbita maxima (winter squash), 1965 nucleotides long. Its product is annotated as protein CPR-5-like. The record is from RefSeq and is a predicted model, not a curated record. The transcript has 5 exons. Gene Ontology annotation, biological process: trichome morphogenesis; leaf senescence; defense response. NCBI's taxonomy places the organism in Eukaryota, Viridiplantae, Streptophyta, Magnoliopsida, Cucurbitales, Cucurbitaceae. Bases 43 to 1794 code for a protein of 583 amino acids.